AUGGCUGGCGCCGAAGACAUCUCCCCAGAUACCUCCCGCGUCCUAGAUGUUGCGCUCCAGUCAGUGAGGGGCGAUGGGCAAACGGAGGCGACCGUAGGCAGUGCCUACGAGCUUAUUGCACUUGUGGGCCAUGCUUCCAUGGUGGCUGCAGGGUUUCGGUUGGUUGGAUUGGGUGAAGAUGAUAACCUUGUUGGAAACACAGAUGCAACCGUACUACCGAAAGAAUGGAGCGCCCACAAGAACACCUAUUCCUUCCGCUAUGCACCAUCUGAAUCGUCGAUCGAGUACAUUCUCAAAGUUAACCGGCUGGGAAACAAUGCGGUGAUUAUGGGACUGGCUGGGGAAGACAAAGCAACGUCGUUUGACUUGACCGUCGAUGAUUACAUCUCGACAAACGCGUUUCCCCUGACACUAGCUUCUGACGCAGUGGUCACAUUGAAGGAAAGUUUCAAAUCUUCAGCUCGCCUAGAAGAUCUGGUCGGCAUGUUCAAAGUCCAUGUGAUUCAGCGAUUCCAACCCCGAAGUGCAUUCAAGGAAGCCACGAGAGAGUCAGAGGACCAGCGAGCGACGCAACCUGAAGAGCCUCCCAGGCACGAUCCAUUGCGAGACGACCAAGGCCCUGUUCCUGCUCGUCCGUAUCCGUUUGAUGACCCGUUAGCUGCGGCGCCGCGUCGUCCAGGUCCAGCUGGAGAUUUCGCACCACCCGGGUUCGAAGAUGAGUUCGAAAUCAAUCGACCACCACGUGGAUUUGUGCCGCCGUAUGGAGGAGGAGGUGUGCCGAGAAGCGGCCAGCAAGAUUUAUAUCCUCAAGGCUUGGGGCCGUACGAUCCCUUGAGGGGCUCGUUCGGACCUGGCGGAGGCGGUGGUGGAAUGCACCCAACACCCGACGACCCUAUGUUCGGAGGCUCAGGCGGCCAAGGAGGCUACAACCCGCGUGCACCGCCAGGGUCGCGUUAUGAUCCAGUCGGCCCGUGGGAUGCACCUCCGUCUGGUCGAGGGCAGGGCCCUGGGGGACGCGGCUUUGGGCCUGGCGGUUUCGGUUCAGGUGGUUUUGGCGGCGGCGGAAUUAUUUGA
Messenger RNA from Talaromyces rugulosus, 1074 nucleotides. RefSeq lists its product as uncharacterized. The record is from RefSeq and is a predicted model, not a curated record. Gene Ontology annotation, molecular function: proteasome binding; endopeptidase inhibitor activity. The coding region runs from base 1 to 1074 and encodes 357 amino acids. The transcript has 2 exons. Gene Ontology annotation, biological process: proteasome-mediated ubiquitin-dependent protein catabolic process. NCBI's taxonomy places the organism in Eukaryota, Fungi, Ascomycota, Eurotiomycetes, Eurotiales, Trichocomaceae.